CUCCCCCGAGGCGUGGCCCCUCGGUCGGGGAGGUGGGCCAACCGGCUCCUUCCUUCCCGUAGCUCGCUAGCUCCCGCCGGCCACCCCGGGACCGCAGCCACGUCUGAAAGCGCCUCAUUGUGUGCGCUCGGGCGCGCUGCGCAGGUCAGCACCGAGGGUUGCUGGCCGGCGCGCGGGGAGUAGAGGGCGCGGGCCGCAGUGCGGGGCUCCGGAGGGAGCUCUGCGCCGCGUCCUUCCCUGUGGUAGCCCCAGGGCACCUCCAUCCUUAACAUCCCAUUCUGGGACUCCUGCCCUGUUCCCAGAUUGGCUCUGUCUCUAGUCUCCAGGAGCUUCCAGUGGAUUGGUCCCCCCCCAACUCUCGUCCAUGCCUCUUAGAGCCCCUUUCCCAGCCUCACCGGUGUCCGUUAAUAGUCUUGGGACCUUAAGGAGCAAGUCAGCCCCUGCGGACUCUCCCAGUGAAGAGAAAAAGCUGGCUGUGCGGUGGAACUUGGAAGAGACGACUUCUGGGAGCCUUUGCUGAGCCCAGGGAGGGAGGCGUCCCCCACCGUGCCGCUCCUGCUCGGGCAGAGCCGCCAAGCUUUGAGAGUGUGACUCCAUCGCCAUCCUGCUUUACCAGGUACUGAGGAGCCUAUCAUCAUCUCCCAUGGAUUUAUGAUCAGCGUUGCAGCUCUCCCAGCAGCCCUGGACAGUGGCCCCCAGCAGUCAGCAUGUGGCUGCCGCGAGUCUCCAGCACAGCAGUGACCGCGCUCCUCCUGGCGCAGACCUUCCUCCUCCUCUUUCUGGUUUCCCGGCCAGGGCCCUCGUCCCCAGCAGGCGGCGAGGAGCGCGUGCAUGUGCUGGUGCUGUCCUCGUGGCGCUCGGGCUCGUCCUUCGUGGGCCAACUCUUCAGCCAGCACCCCGAUGUCUUCUACCUAAUGGAGCCGGCGUGGCACGUGUGGACCACUCUGUCGCAGGGCAGCGCCGCAACGCUGCACAUGGCUGUGCGCGACCUGGUGCGCUCCGUCUUCCUGUGCGACAUGGACGUGUUUGAUGCCUAUCUGCCUUGGCGCCGCAACCUGUCCGACCUCUUCCAGUGGGCCGUGAGCCGUGCACUGUGCUCGCCACCCGCCUGCAGUGCCUUUCCCCGAGGCGCCAUCAGCAGCGAGGCGGUGUGCAAGCCACUGUGCGCGCGGCAGCCCUUCAGCCUGGCCCGGGAGGCCUGCCGCUCCUACAGCCACGUGGUGCUCAAGGAGGUGCGCUUCUUCAACCUGCAGGUGCUCUACCCGCUGCUCAGUGACCCCGCGCUCAACCUGCGCAUCGUGCACCUGGUGCGCGACCCGCGGGCCGUGCUGCGCUCCCGGGAGCAGACAGCCAAGGCUCUGGCGCGUGACAACGGCAUCGUGCUGGGCACCAAUGGCACGUGGGUAGAGGCCGACCCCGGCCUGCGCGUGGUACGCGAGGUGUGCCGUAGCCACGUACGCAUCGCCGAGGCCGCCACACUCAAGCCGCCACCCUUCCUGCGCGGCCGCUACCGCCUAGUGCGCUUCGAGGACCUGGCGCGGGAGCCGCUGGCAGAAAUCCGUGCGCUCUACGCCUUCACCGGGCUGAGUCUCACACCACAGCUCGAGGCCUGGAUCCAUAACAUCACGCACGGAUCUGGACCUGGUGCACGCCGCGAAGCCUUCAAGACUUCAUCCAGAAAUGCGCUCAACGUCUCCCAGGCCUGGCGCCACGCGCUACCCUUUGCCAAGAUCCGCCGCGUGCAGGAACUGUGCGCUGGUGCCCUGCAGCUGCUGGGCUACCGGCCUGUAUACUCUGAGGACGAGCAGCGCAACCUCGCCCUUGAUCUGGUGCUGCCACGAGGCCUGAACGGCUUUACCUGGGCAUCGUCCACCUCCUCGCACCCCCGGCAUUAGUGGAGGCCACAGUUGUAGCGGGUGCCAGGUCCAGGAGGAGAGUGCAUGGUGCAGAGGGGGCUGGGGCACACGGAGAAGCAGGUCCCUAUAUUGACCAAGGAGUUCGUGGUACCCCCCUGAAGUAGGCAAGGACUGCACGUUUCUUUCUCUCCUGAUUAUUGGUUUUCCUGAGUCCUCUGGAACUGCCUUCUCCUCAGGUUCACUCUUCAUGGAAAGCAACUUUUGCCCCUACCUCCUCUGGGCACAGGGUGUGCGUUCAGAUGACUUGGCUCCUACUCAAGGGCUUUCUUCCCCUUUAACUCUCUCCUUCUGGGGAUACAUCCUGCAGCAGCUGAGGGGGUGCCCUAGCACUGGCCGGGAGUGGAGAGGCACUGUGGUGAUAAGACUCCAAAGGUCUGUACAUCACAUACACAUGCACACAUGCACACAUGGCAAAACUCAGAAGUGAAAGGACUUGUCCAAAACCACAUGGUGAGAAGGAGGAUGAAGGGAGGAGAGAGCUUUUGCUCUGGGGCUCCAGUGGGGAGGAGAGGCCCUGCCUCCUGGGUGAGAAGGGUCAGAUUUUCCCAUUUUAAUUGCUUUCGGGAAGAGCAAGCAGAGUCACGGCCAGGGACACAGCUGAGAGAUUGUAGGGGCCAGCCCUACUGGGUCUGUGGGUUUUUCUCCCCAUGUGCGGAGACGAGAGAUCGUAGAAAUAAAGGAUACAAGACAGAGAGAUAAAAGACAGCUGGGCCUGGGGGACCACUACCACCAAGAUGCAGGGACUGGUAGUGGCCCUGAAUGCCUGGCUGUGCUGUUAUUUAUUGGAUACAAAGCUAAAGGGUAAAGAGUGUGAGUCAUCUCCAGUGAUUGAUGAGGUCACGUGAGUCACAUGUCCAGCGGACAGGGGGCCCUUCCCUGUUAGGUAGCCGAGGUGGAGAGAGGGCAGCUUACAUCAUUAUUUCUCCUAUGCUUUUUUCAGAAAGAUCAAAGACUUUAAUACUUCCACUAGUUUUGCUACUGCUAUCUAGAGGGCAGAGCCAGGUGUACAUGAAAGUGAAACAGGAGCGUGACCGCUGAAGCACAGCAUCACAGGGAGACGGUUAGGCCUCCCGAUAACUGUGGGCGGGCCUGACUGAUGUCUAGCUCUGACUACCACUAGACCACGGUCCGCUUGGUGACAGGCGUCUUCCCAGACGCUGGCAUUACCGCUAGACCAAGGGGCCCUCUGGUGGCCCCCUCUGGGCAUGACAGAGGGCUCACACUUGUCUUCUGGUCACUUCUCACCAUGCCCCUUCAGCUCCUAUCUCUGUAUGGCCUGGAUUUUCCUAGGUUAUAAUUGUAGAGCAAGGAUUAUUAUAAUAUUGGAAUAAAGAGUAAUUGCUACAAACUCAUGAUGAAUGAUAUUCGUAUAUAAUCAUAUCUAUGAUCUCUAUCUAGUAGAACUAUUCUUAUUUUAUGUAUUUUAUUAUACUGGAACAGCUCGUGCCCUCGGUCUCUUGCCUUGGCACCUGGGUGGCUUGCCACCCACAACAGAUAGAGGAGGCUUUGAAUGCUGAGACCAGAGCUUAUCAUCCUGGACAGGCCUGGAGGGAGACAAUAAGUGGGAAAGGUAGGGGGAGAGAAGGCUGGGGAGGGCUGGGCAGAGAGCCAGGCAUAGUGAGUGGCAGAGCAAGACGGGGACAGCAGGAUCAGUGCCUGGAAGGCAGGUGUGCCCGUCAGGGGGAAGUGGAACUCAUCAGGCUUGCCAAGAGGUUGGAAGGGAAAUGGCUCUGGGUUGGAUCUGUCUUCCCUUGGUCCUUCCGGGCCAGGCCUUGGAGGAGAGCAAAGGAUGAUCCCUGCCUGUGAGCCACACUUCCUAGCUCUGGGGGCAAAAGGGCUUAGUAAAGGAAUGCUGGAUGUGUAUAGGGUUUAGUCCCAAGCUCAGGAAAUGAGAGUCAGUAAGUAUCCGGUACAUGUUUAAAAGAAAAGCUCACGGAACCUCUGGAAAGGACGGGGAAGCUGAGUUAGCCACAUAAAUGAACCCAAGUCACACUGGAACACAGAGCUGGUCUGGGAACUGUGUUGGAUGCCACCAGAGCUUCUGACCCUGUUACCUGUGAAAUGAGGCAGUUUCCCUCACGGUUGCCAUCAGCUACCAGGAGGGAUGCAGGUGGUCACCAGCUUCUGAUCCUCAUCCUGGCUGUGGCCAUAGAUGGGGGGAUCCUGGAUUGUGGAGCCACAUCGUCCCUGCAAAGCAGGCAGGGCAAGGGAGAUCUGACGUUUUCUGCUUUACGUGGAGGGAGCAGAGGCACAUUA
Messenger RNA from Chlorocebus sabaeus (green monkey), 4172 nucleotides. It is a transcript of the gene CHST6, whose product is annotated as carbohydrate sulfotransferase 6. The record is from RefSeq and is a predicted model, not a curated record. Gene Ontology annotation, biological process: carbohydrate metabolic process; N-acetylglucosamine metabolic process; keratan sulfate proteoglycan biosynthetic process. Gene Ontology annotation, molecular function: N-acetylglucosamine 6-O-sulfotransferase activity. NCBI's taxonomy places the organism in Eukaryota, Metazoa, Chordata, Mammalia, Primates, Cercopithecidae. Gene Ontology annotation, cellular component: Golgi membrane.